This is a messenger RNA of Ictalurus furcatus (blue catfish), 10120 nucleotides long. RefSeq names its product matrix-remodelling associated 5a (gene mxra5a). The record is from RefSeq and is a predicted model, not a curated record. Gene Ontology annotation, molecular function: protein binding. The transcript has 7 exons. NCBI's taxonomy places the organism in Eukaryota, Metazoa, Chordata, Actinopteri, Siluriformes, Ictaluridae. Bases 1381 to 8982 code for a protein of 2533 amino acids. Gene Ontology annotation, cellular component: extracellular region.
UAAUUUUUAUAAUUUAAUUUAUUAAAUGUAUUAUUUUUAGUAAUUAUUCAUUAUUUCUUAUUAUUGUUGUUUUAUUUUGUAUUAUCAUCAUCAUCAUCAUCAUUAUUAUUAUUAUUAUUAUUAUUAUUAUUAUUAUUAUUGUUGUUGUUGUUGUUUUAUCUAUAUCUGCAUUUAUUGUUGUUGCUUUGGUUUGAUAAUUUAAUGUAUUGUAUGUAAGGUAUUAUUAUUUAUUGGUUAUUUAUUCUUAUUUUAUUAUUAUUUUAUUUUGUCUGUAUUUCUUCUUGUUCUUGUUCUUCUUCCUCUACUUCUUCUUCUUCUUCUUCUUCUUCUUCUUCUUCUUCUUAUUAUUAUUAUUAUUAUUAUUAUUAUUAUUAUUAUUAUUAUUAUGUGCAUUUAACAGAAUGCAGAUCUAACACUUUGAGAACAGUCGGUUAGGUUUGAAGCAGGUGCAUGAUGAUUUCUGCAUGAGAGUCCCACAUGCUUUACAUUUAUACAUUUGGGAGAUGCUUUUCUCUAAGAUGGAGGGUCUUACUCCAGAUUGGCUCUCUAUAAGCCCUGCAAUUUGAACUCACAGCCUUCCAAUCACCAGCACAGAACCUGUUUCAGUGAGCUCCCAGUCCCAAAGCUCACCGCUGAUCACAAGUUUCCAUUACCAAGCUCCAGUGCAAAACUCAAGAAGAAGUUUGACACCAAACACAUCUUGGCUGAUUGACUACACUGAGCUUAAGUGGAAAAUGUGAGUCAAAUUUCCUGAAUUGUUUCUUAGUGCACCGAAGCAUCUUUUCCUCCCUGGUUCAGUGUUUGAGAAAAGUCACUCAGUUGUCCUGCCCUCAGUGGAAGUGUUUGGGAAGGAAGGAGCGUGAAGAGCGCGCGCUCAGCCACUCCUCCUCAUCCCUAAAGCGCACUCAUCUGCCAGAGAAAAAAAAAGAGAAAAAAAAACCCCUCUAAAAAGUUCUCUAAACUAAACGCAGAAGCAGCUGCGGAGAAACAGACCGGCUAUAUGGAAUUCCCAAGCUGAAAGGAGCGUAUUUAUUUCUAUUUGUAGCUUUUUGAAUCAAUUUGCCUUUAUUGCAAAGGCAUUGGAGUGACAGUGGAUACAAGGAGAGCUGGGGGAUAUUUUGAGAAAUUUCUCCAUGAAUGAAAGCAUUUUGGAUUUGUUUGUUUGUUUGUUUGUUUGUUUCUUCACCUUUGCUUCAGUGUUGCUCUCCACGUUGCACGGUGUGCCUCGAAAAGAAACUUCUCAGGGGAAGAAUGAAUGAAAGUCAUGCUGAUGUGUAGUAGGAAAACGACUUUGAUAACACAGAGCAUAUAAGUCUUGAUGAUUAUCGUGGUGCUCCGCGGUGGUUUUCUAAAAGUUUUGCUGCAGCUGUGAAGCUGAAGAUGGGCCGCUGUGUUGUGCGCGUGCUGACUCUGUUUACGCUGGCGGCGCUGGCGAGAAGCGCGCGAGGCUGUCCGCGGCCGUGCGCGUGCCCACAGCCCGGAGAGGUUCACUGCACGUUUCGGUCCCUGCUCACGGUGCCCGCUGGCGUGUCCCGACAAGUGGAGCGCAUGAACCUAGGAUUCAACACAAUAAACCGAGUAACAGACAGCUCUUUUGCUGGUAUGCGAAAGCUAGAACUCCUCAUGAUGCAUGGGAAUAAUAUUCAUAACAUUCCUGAUGGAGCAUUUCAUGAUCUAGUAUCCCUUCAGAUGAUGAAGAUGAGCUACAACAAGCUGAAGAUCAUUAGCAGACACACAUUUCAAGGUCUAUGGAAUUUAGCCAGACUGCACCUGGACCAUAACCAUCUGGAGUUCAUACACCCAGAUGCAUUCCAAGGCCUCACCUCUCUCCGUCUGCUUCAGUUGGAAGGCAACCGUUUGCAGCAGCUCCAUCCAGCCACCUUUGCAACGUUCUCCGUACUUGGCUACUUCCCCAUGUCCACUCUGAAGCACCUGUACCUGUCUGAGAAUGGCCUUACAACACUGUCACAAAAUAUGUUAGCUACUAUGCCUCAACUGGAGAACUUGUUCUUGCAUGAGAACCCCUGGACCUGUGACUGUAGGAUGAAAUGGUUCAAAGAGUGGAAUGCAAACGCACCAGCAGAGGUCCUCAAAUGCAAGAAAGAUAGAGCUUUCCCUGGAGGACAACUGUGCCCUGUGUGUUUCUCUCCUAGACAACUAAAGAAAAAAGAUCUCCGGGACCUAGACACACCAAAAUGCACUAGUCCUGUCAUUAGUGCCCCUCACAGGAACGCUACCCUGGACACAGAGAGUGAACUCAUGACAUUAGACGACUUCAGUCAACCUCUCGGGAAUGUUUCACUCGGUUUGUCAGAUGAACAUGGAAACCAAGUAGAUCUGAAUUGUCUUGUCAAUGAACCGACCAAGUCGACCAGAACGGACUGGAACCAUGUUAACUCAUUUCAGAUUCACACAAAUGUCAGCCUGACGUUAGAUCUGGAAUGCCCAAUUGACAGGGGAACUUAUGAAAAGCUAUGGAGACUUGUUGCAUAUUAUAGUGAUGUACCUGCUCACCUGAAAAGGGAGAUUAUGUUAAGCAAAGACCCUUAUAUUAGCUACAGGUAUCGCCAGGAUGUAGAACUGGAUGCUGUUUACUUCACUGGUGUGAAAGCCAAUAUGGUAGCAGAACCUGCAUGGAUAAUGCAGUCAGCAAUGAAUUUACAGUUAAACAGACCUCAGUCCACAAGUAAAAGGGUCAGACUAAUUCUCGGCACCCAUCUAACACAGCUGGUAGAGUCAGAAGAAGAGAGGCAACAGAGGAGACAGUGGGUUUUGAUAGAGUCCAGAAACAGCACCAAAAUAUCUCAAGUUGUUGUUGUGGGCAAGCCAAUUCAGAUGCGCUGCAAUGUGCACAGCUCAGGGAACCCAUUAAUAAAGUGGAUGCUGCCCGAUGGGUCUAAAGUUGAGGCGCCAUAUCAAAGCAGUGAUAACAGGAUUACAGUGUCUCCAUCUGGUUUGUUGGCUAUAACAGCUGCGGAUCACUCUGACUCAGGUGUUUAUUACUGUAUAGCAAUAGUGCUGGGUGAUAUAAGUAUUCUUCCCUUUCGUCUGACAGUGGAGGAUUCUUCUACUCCAGCUCCUGGAAGUGAGGGUGUGGCUGAACCUAUAGCAGGAGUCGCAGGUGGGCCUGUUUCUCUUCCUUGUGUAGCCCUGGGUUCUCCUGAUCCAAAUAUAAAUUGGAUCCUGCCAGACAGCACUAUUAUAAACACAUGGUCAAAUUUAUCCAGGAUGUUUGUGGCCUCAAAUGGAAGUUUAACAAUUCGCAAUAGCCAGCUCUCAGACAGUGGUUAUUAUAAAUGUGUGGCAGAAACUCAACAUGGUGUGGACUCAAUAGCCACAAAAGUAACUCUGACGAGGCCCUCCAGAGGACAUCCAAUACGGAAAUAUUCCAGUAGACCUCAGCCUGCAGAAGGAGUGUCAACCAAAAUACGAGCUUCAAUAAACAAUGAUGUGGAGGCAUCUGGGGAAAAUGAAAACGAAGGGCCUGAAGCAAAAGCCUUUGAACAAGUGGAUAUCUCUUAUCAAAGAAGGACUCCAAAUGCUCCUGGUCGGGGUGGACACCCAUCCAGAAAAGUGUGGAGACGUCCUCAACUGCCGAGAAGACGAAUAAUCUCUACGGGAGCUGACAGGAGUAACCCGACAGAAACAAGGAGAAGAAUCAAUGUGUCAAAUGGCCAGAUAGAUCCAAAGCAUUGGGCUAACAUUCUGGCAAAAGUCCGCAGUGGUGGUGAUAAUGCAAAAACAACUACAACUGUAAGUUCUGUUCUGACUAGCACAAAAAGAUUACAUCAGCUUGACACUGCUAUCACAACAGAAUCAGGAUCUCUUAAGAGAAUGGAGGGAUCGAAACCAGAUAGUAGUACAACCGAAGCAACACCACAAGAAGCAUCAUACACGGUCACAGCAUCAGAGACAUCACUGCAAACUACUGAAGUCAGCCUAGAUAUAAAACCGCUGGAUGCUGACGGUCAGAUACACAUUACCUACCAAAUUGCAGCUCCAGAAGUCAACCAAGAUUCAGACUCGAUUGAUGUUGCAUAUACCACAAUUGGUCCACAGCCUACUACUUAUUUGGUGAUAGAUGCAGAUAUUGCCAAGUUGGAUGAAGUGAGCACUGUUCAGAGCACGACUCCAUAUGGAACUCUUUUUCAACAAAACCAAAGACACACUUUGGGUAGCAAAGAAACUGAAGCAACCCCUAUGGCUAGAGGUGAUGACGAUGACAAUGCUGGUGAUAAUGAACAUAGCGAUUUAAAAAGGCAUGGGAUUGAGGUUCAUCAAGGAAAGCCUGACCGCAGUUCAAUAUCAACCACAUCUAUGGUUUUUGAAGAACAAAACACAAAAAAUGAUUAUGUUUCUCAUUUAUUUACUGACAUUGCAAAAACUGCAUCACAAGUGAAACAUGAAAGUUCACAAAUUCCACUGCUUUCCACUAUGGCACCAAGCUCUCAAUCCACUUUAGAACAUGACAGAGGAACACAUACUACUGCAAAUAAUCUUAAGCCUCCCUCACAUGCUAGGGGCUCAUCCAAUUCGAGACGUAAGAAUAAUGGUAGACGUAGAAAGCCUAAUAGAAAUAGAACAAAACCAAAACCAUCCAAAUCUGCAUACUUCGUAAAUAUCCCCACAAAGCCAACUACUUUAGCCAUGGUUUCUGAGAUCACCAAGAUGACUACCACAUCUGAGUCAAAAAUAUCAACAUCUACAGAGGCUAUGAGCACUGGAGCCAAAAUGGAUAUCACUGUUCCAUUUAGUGACAACCAAGGAACGUCACUUAGUGAAACAACUCAAGAAAAGAGGGCAGAUCCUUUAUUUGACAUCAAGAAUAUGAGAUCUCCUGAUACUUCUGUUAAUGAGAACAUGUCAGAAGUGGAGCAUACACUAUUGUCAUAUGCCAAACCAGAUAAUAUAUCCAUAAACACUACAGUGUUGUCAGUGGCUGCAUCAACAUCAACUUCAACAACCAAACAUAAAGAACCGGCUUUUACUCUAUCUCCUCUAAUUCCGAACACUCCAUCUACUGACUAUGAGACAAUUAUAAGCCUCCAUCCCCUGAUGGGAAUGCAUUCUGAAGAGGCACAAAGUGAAAUCACUACAGGAUACCCCAGCUCAGGGAUAAAAUCUGACACAUCCCCUGAGAGUCCUCAAGCACAAUCAGAAGCAACACCAGGUGCAGAUUUAGACAAAGCAGAAAAUCAAUAUAAGUUCUCACUUAAACCUUUCUCCUCAUCUGCUGUGGAAACUCAGCAUGAAAUCAGUGCAAGCCAUGACUCAGAAAUCCCUAGCGGUUCAACAAAAGCAAACAUCUAUGAGGGGGCUCCUGAGAAUCCUCAGGUUACCACUGAGAGACCCAUAACAUCCAAAAAUGCUCAACAAUCUGAUGUCGCCACUAGAACAAAACUAAACAGUGCUUCAUCUAAUGAAAAACAAGAUACAGCCUCAGGUAGGAAGGUUGAAAUCACAGAAGAAAAUACUGUACCUCUGUUGGAAGGUCAGAGGUACAGUAACCCUGUCACCUCCCUGAAAACAACAGCAAUUACUGCUACUACCCCAAUACCACCACUGCCAAAAACAUUAUCAACAACAACAAUGCCUCCAACAACACCAAAGAGAUGGAGACCCUCUAUAAUCCACCCACAUACAUCUUUCCAGAACAUACCUUCCAUUUGGGGCAGGGCAGGUAUACCUGACAGUCCAAAUCAUAUUCCUGACAGACACAGAGAACGAAUUUUAAACCCAGAACAGAGUAUCAGAUCACCUAAUAGAAACAGGCCAAGUGUAUUUCAUUCAACAAAUCUGUCGCAACAUACUAAACUAGAUAUCACUGACACUGGAUUAAGCACCAAAAAGCCAAAACCACAAACCACACUUAAAGUUCCCACAACUGCCCCAGAAGUCCUAGUUCCUCUUCCAAGACAAACCUUUCCUGUGAAGCUAAAUGGUAGUUCUUCCUUUAUCCAUCAUCCAACAUCCACCUCCAGUAUUCAUCAUUCUCAGCAAAAGCCAGUUAUCCCAGCUAGAAAAGGAUGGCCUAAGAUUACCAGCAGCAAUAUUAGCACAGUGACAGUACAGGCUGAAUCUGAUGCCUAUCUGCCCUGUGUGGCUGCAGGAGAGCCUAGACCUUUCCUCACCUGGACUAAGAUCUCAACAGGAGCCAGCAUUACUCAGAACACUAAGAUUCAGCGAUUUGAAGUCCACCCUAAUGGCACCCUCACAAUUCGCAACGUCCUUCCUUUAGACCGGGGCCAGUACCUCUGCAGUGUCCAGAACCAGUAUGGACAAGACAAAUUAGUGGUCACUUUGAUAGUCUUAGCUGAACACCCCAGAGUGUUUCAGCCACGCUAUCAAGACAUCACCAAAAACCUGGGAGAUACUAUUGAUUUGGAGUGUCGCUCCCAAGGAAACCCUCAUCCUCGCACUACGUGGGUGCUGCCUAAUAGGGUAAUAGUACACAUGGAGGCUCCCUCCCUUAAUACACAUGAGCAUCGAGUUUCAGUUUUGGCCAAUGGCACACUCCGGAUUAAAUCUGUUACAUACACAGAUCGUGGGGUUUAUAAAUGCAUUGCUAGCAAUGCAGCUGGUGCGGAUGCUAUAUCUGUUCGUCUUACAGUUGCUGCAUUACCUCCGGUGAUCCAACAAUUGAAGAAUGAGAAUAUUACUUUCCCAGAAGGCAACACUGUCUACUUGAACUGCAGUGCCACAGGUGCUCCUCCCCCUACAAUAAGCUGGUCUAUGCCAAAUGGUGUGCAGCUUCGUUCUUCAGAAUUUGUUAGUGGCCUCAACCUCUUUGUUUUUGACAAUGGGACCCUGUACAUUCGUGGGUUGGGUUCAGCAAAUGCAGGGAAAUAUGAAUGCACAGCAACUAACACAGUUGGGAUUUCAUCCAGAGCUGUUAGUUUGAUGGUGAAAAAAUCUAUUGCAUCAGCCAGAGCCAGGAUUACUUCCUCAUCUUCACAGAAAACAGAUGUCAUUUAUGGGGGAAAGCUGCAACUGGACUGUGUUGCAUCGGGAGAUCCAGAGCCCAGGGUCAUCUGGAGGACUCCAUCCAAAAAGCUUGUGGAUGCUCAUUAUAGUUACGAUACACGGAUCAAGGUGUUUGCCAAUGGGUCACUGUCUAUCCACUCUGUAACAGAGAAAGAUGAAGGUGACUAUCUUUGUGCUGCACAUAACAAAAUGGGAGAUGAUUAUGCACCCCUUAAGGUCAGUAUCUUGACAAAGCCAGCCAAGAUUGAGCAGAAGACACAGCUCAAUCAGAAGGUUAUGUAUGGAAGUGACCUGAAAGUCGACUGUGUUGCAUCAGGUCUUCCAAACCCAAAGAUCCAAUGGGCUCUGCCUGAUGGCACUAUGGUCAACAGCAUUAUGAAAUCUGACAGCAACAGUGGUGGUCCAAGUAGUAGAUAUGUGGUUUUUGAUAAUGGCACCUUAUUCUUUAACGAUGUGGGGAUGCACGAAGAAGGUGAUUACACAUGUUAUGCUGAGAACCAGAUUGGCAAGGAUGAGAUGAAAGUACAUAUCAAGGUGUUGGCAGAUGUGCCAGUGAUCAGAAACAGGACCUUUGAGGUAAUCAGGGUCAUGUAUGGAGAUUCAGCCUCACUGAAGUGCACUGCCAAAGGAGAGCCUAACCCUAACAUACUGUGGUUCUCUCCAACAAAUAGAGUGAUUCCUUCUGCCUCAGACAAGUACUUGAUCCAUAAUGAUGGGACACUGGUCAUUCAGAAAGUGCAGCGCUUUGAUGGCGGGAACUACACAUGUCUAGCCAGGAACAGUGCAGGGCAAGAUCGUAAAGUGGCCAGGCUGGAAAUCCUGGUAUCACCUCCUGCUAUCAAUGGGCUAAGAGGCUCCACAAACUCUUUGAAAGUAUCUGCAAUGAAGAAUCAAAGGAAACUGAUCCACUGUGAGGCGUCUGGUACCCCUGUUCCUCAUGUGCUAUGGGUUUUCCCAGAGAAUAUUAUUCUCCCAGCACCGUACUAUGGAAGCCGGAUGACAGUCCAUCGAAAUGGCACUCUUGAUAUCCAUUCAUUACGGGUAACCGACACAGCUAAAUUAACCUGUAUUGCUCGUAACGAAGGCGGGGAAGCAAGGCUCCUAGUACAACUUGAUGUGAUGGACAUUAUAGAGAAACCAAGACUCAAGAGUCCUAAAACAGAAUCUCUCUCUCUAACAGUUGGCAGGACAAUGAUGCUAAAUUGUUCUGCUGAAGGUUCCCCAGCACCACAGUUGACCUGGAUUCUUCCUAGUGGUUCUCCUCUAAUGAGUGGCUCCCAGUUUAGCAAGUUCUUCCACAGAUCUGAUGGGACUUUGGUAAUUACUAACCCUGCUGUGUCAGAGGCAGGAACGUAUCGAUGCUUGGGGCGCAAUGCUGGUGGACUGGUUGAGAGGACUGUGGUACUGACACAAGGGCGGAAGCCAGAGAUUAAUAACAGGUACAACUCACCUGUUAGUGUCAUAAAUGGUGAAAGCCUACAGUUACACUGUCUAUCUACUAGUGACCCUGUCCGUCUUACAUGGACUUUGCCAAGUGGGGUUGUUCUAAACGGACCUCAAAGGGCAGGUCGCUACGCUGUUCUACCUAAUGGUACUCUUUUCAUCCAGAAGGCUUCUGUGUACGACAGAGGCUCUUACACCUGCCGUGCCGCAAACGAAUAUGGAAGCUCCUUGCUAACAGUCCAAGUGGCUAUAAUUGCAUACUCACCACGAAUCUCCAGUGGCCCACCUCCUACCACCUAUGCCAGAAGAGGAGUUGCUGUUCAACUGAACUGUGUAGCUACUGGUAUCCCUAAGGCAGAAGUGGCAUGGGAGACUCCAGACAGAACAAGGUUAAUUGUGAGCACUCAGCCACGCCUGUUUGGAAACAAGUAUAUACACCCUCAGGGCUUCCUUAUAAUCCAGAACCCCACUCCAAGAGACACAGGUUUCUACAGAUGCACAGCUAGAAAUGUGAUUGGGGUUGACUCAAAGGGUACAUACCUUCACGUAUACUGAGAAGCAAUAAAUUCAGAACAUGCCCAGUGAUCUGAGGCGUGCGUUCAAAUAAUCCAUAGCUUUAUUUCUAACUAUUUUUCAAGGUGAACAUGACAUUCUAGUGCAUGUUCUACUGCGUAUGUGGAAUCUUUAUCAUCACUUUGCCAGUCAGUUCUUCUAUCAUGUCAGUUACUGCAAACAUCUAGGGAGUUGUGCUACUUAUCCCAUUCAUAUCCAAUACCUAGUAACUACUAAUCUGAUACUUCAGUGUACGUUCUUUUCAUGUAAAUACUACAGCCUGUUUUUUUUUGUUGUUGUUGUUUUUUUGUUUUUUUGGGGAGGGGGGGUUGUUUUUUGUUUUUUACUGAUGCAGCCAGGGACAAUUUAUAUCAAACUGUAUAUAUGAGGCCUAUGUUUUUUUAUUUAAUCUUGAAAAAUAAUCUGAGGAUAUUACUGAUAUCUUCAAUAUGGAAAUCAUAUGAAUCAUUCAGGGAUAUUAAACCAGACAGCUACAUUAACUAAUGUUUUUAAUUCUAAAUGGGUGAAUGAAAACUGUAUAAAGGAAAAAAAAAAAAAAAGAUUGCUUUUAAACACAUUAACCUUUCCUGUUCCUAUACACUCAAACCUAUAAAGGUAUACUUUCUCUAAGAAUCCUUUUUUUUUUUUUUUUUUUUUUUUUUUACAUAUUUGCUGCAGGACACAUUGUUGACAUUGGACUGAUUGGGAGAAAUGUUUAAACCCUAACCCUGGAGAGCACUAUGCCCUGAGUUCACUAAAACAGCUAACUUUUCAUGUAGACUUUUCAUGGUUGCAGUUAAUGGCUUAGAUAUGUACCAAAACAGAACAGAAAAAAAAAAAAAUUGAGGACUUGGUUCAGAAAUGUUCUCACUUAUACCAUUAUAUAUAAGAAUGUUCUAUAGAGUUUCCUAUUCAGUUUAUAAACGGAAACCCUUUCAGAAUUGAACAUUGUUUAAACUUGUAUGCUGCAUCCCAGUUGUGUAGGAUUAUGUACUGACUGCAUCGUUGUAGAACUGGCCAGAAAAAGGCAAAUGUUUGGGGUUUUUUUCCAUGACGUUGCUUUAACUUAUUUGUCUUUUAAAGACUUGUACUGAGAUUUAAUUUUAUUUUGGAUAUCUGUAAUAAAGACAAUUUAAAACAA